Molecule: messenger RNA, 1305 nt
Organism: Fusarium oxysporum Fo47
Lineage: Eukaryota; Fungi; Ascomycota; Sordariomycetes; Hypocreales; Nectriaceae
Exons: 7
Coding region: 1-1305 (434 amino acids)
Biological process (GO): transmembrane transport
Cellular component (GO): membrane
Molecular function (GO): transmembrane transporter activity
Source: RefSeq, a predicted model, not a curated record
AUGAUGCAGACUGAUACGAAAUCCGCUUGCUUGGCAUUGGUUUUCUUGGGUCUUAUGACCGUAGGCGAUUCCGUGACUGACAGCCUUCUCCCCGCUCUCGCAGAUGACGCUCAAACCCAAUCGGGUCGCUGGAAUCUGGGCACUGCGGCUCUUGUUCUCAAAAGCGUGUCUGAUAUCAUAGGCCAGUUUGUGAUUGGCUAUUCUCUCAACACUAAGCCCAAGCAUCAUGCGAUGAACAUUAACGUCACGAGUAUCCUUGUCGCCAGUCUCGUCACAUUGUUGAGCUUAUUUUACGACCAGCAAUGGCCCGUCUUGGUUGCCAUAGUCGGCCCUCUAGUAAGAUGUAUCGGAGGAGGGUCCCAUGCCUCGGCAUUUCUCAUACUCGCCAUACUCCAUGAUCAGGCCCCUCCUCAGUACCGGUUCGCAAGUUACUACUGGACAGGAUCUGUUUCGGUCUUGGCUCAGGCUCUAGGUCCAUUCUUUGCCUCUAUCCUCGCUGAUCACAGUCACGUCUUGCCCGGGGUACUGUCCGGAACCUGUUGCCUUGUCGGCUUUUGGAUUUCAGAUUCACUAAAACCUCCGUCUUGCGAGAGCAAUAACCCUAGUCAUAAUGAGACCACUUCCCUGUUGCCUCAUCACCAAAACGAUGUUGAGAUUAAGAGACUCAGCAUAUCGGUUGCAGAGUAUAUGUCUAGAUGCUUUGGCAAAAAGUCUCUUAUCAGAAGGUCGAGCCUAACAUUUCUGCCACAAGUGUUUUUCCUCAUGGCUAUUUGUAAAUCAACUCGGCCACUUUUCAAAAACUACAUUCAGCACAGAGACCAUGUUAGUCCUACAGAGGCCGACGCCUUGUGGCUUCUCCGAAGUGCCAUGAGCGUUCUGAUUUUUGGCAUCAUCCUACCAGGCAUUGCUCUGGGCACUGCACCAAGGGUCUCAUACCCUAACAACAUGAAUCUUCGUGUCGCCAGAAUCAGCGUUUUAUUCAUUUCGGCUGGCGCCUUCAUGAUAGGUCUAUCAGGUUCUCUACGUGCCAUCACAAUAGCAACUGAUCUUAGCCUCCUUGCCUUUGCAUCGUGUAACUUCAGCAGCUCCGAUGCAGGAACUGUCAUUAUGACCUUGGCAUCAAUCGAGAGCGCAGGAACAUUGCUCGGGAUUGGGGUUCUAUACCCGAUCUAUCAGUGGAGUAUUAACGAAGACCUACCAUUCCUCGCAGGAGGCGUUCCUUACUACAUAUGCGGGUCUCUCUACGCAGUCACUGCCGUAGUUGUGUGGUCUUUAAGAACGAGAAGACAAGCUCCUGAUUCAUGA